GACCCUCAGGAAUCACCGAGUCCAGCUCCUGGCCCUGCGCAGGACACCCCAAGGGUCACUCCAUGUGCCUGAGCGUGCUGUGCAAACACACGCUGAACAGCCUGUGACCACUUCCCCAGGGAGCCUGUUCCACUGCUCUGCCACUCUCUGGGAAAAACUUUUUCCUGAGAUCCAACCUAACCUCCCCCCAAGCCCCCCAGAAUGGUGGCGGUUUUAUUCAAAGUUUUCCGUUUUGGUGCAGGUUGUGCCCACUUUCCUGUGUGGAAGCAGGGCCGGGGCCUUGGGCAGGGGCUCCUCAGCCUGUCCGUGCUGCCUGCAGGGCCAGGGGACUUCAGGGGGCAUCAGUUACUGACCCCUGCUCUGGCCUUUGAUGCCAAGGAAACUCCGUGGUUUGCAGCACAUACGCCUGCCUGUGGGAUUGUUCCUUUGGUGUGCUUCUAACCCUUUGAGCUGCUCAGGGUGAUGAGGACAAUCGAUGAUAGAAUUGUUCAUGAAUUAAACACAACAAUUCCAACAGCUUCCUUUGUGGGGAAGGUUGAUCCUGGUCAGACAUGUAAAGAGCUGUACGAGUCUUUGACGGCUGCUCACACCAGCAGAGAAAGAAUCAUCAAAAACUGCAUCUCUCAGACUUCUGCUGUAGUGAAAACUCUCAAAGAAGAGAGGGAAAAGGCCGAUGAAGAUGUAGCAUUAUUAAAGCAACUCAGGAAAGAGCAGACAAAGUUGAAAUUGAUGCAGUCGGAGCUCAAUGUUGAAGAAGUGGUAAACGACAGAAGCUGGAAGGUAUUUAAUGAGCGGUGCCGAAUUCACUACAAGCCUCCGAAGAGUCAAUGAUGGUGUGGGGUAUUUUCCAUCAAGGUGGUCCAUAACUGUGAGAGCCAAACUGGAAAGAGACUUUGGGUGAGCUGAAUUGGGACCCUCCAGAGCCAGUAGAACCCAGUCUUGUUUUGUUUUGGACCUACUUAGCUGAAUUCUCAAGCUUGAAAUGAUUCUCCUGUAAUUAAGAGAAAACAACUCAUCUUUUGUACAAAAUAUGUGAACAAAUGAAUUUUAUAGUAUUAAAACAAUUUUCAAACGGAA
Molecule: messenger RNA, 1077 nt
Organism: Cyanistes caeruleus (blue tit)
Lineage: Eukaryota; Metazoa; Chordata; Aves; Passeriformes; Paridae
Source: RefSeq, a predicted model, not a curated record